Messenger RNA from Fibroporia radiculosa, 3546 nucleotides. RefSeq lists its product as uncharacterized. Gene Ontology annotation, molecular function: ribonucleoside binding; DNA-directed RNA polymerase activity; DNA binding. The record is from RefSeq and is a predicted model, not a curated record. Lineage: Eukaryota; Fungi; Basidiomycota; Agaricomycetes; Polyporales; Fibroporiaceae. The transcript is spliced from 15 exons. Gene Ontology annotation, cellular component: RNA polymerase III complex. Gene Ontology annotation, biological process: DNA-templated transcription. Bases 1 to 3546 code for a protein of 1181 amino acids.
AUGGCCAGCGACGAGCACGACGAGCACGACUGGGAGCAGCUCGGCCAGCCCCACUGGCGCGGCCUAGGACUCACCGAUCCUAUCAAGAGUAUCGAGGACAAAUGGCUGCUGCUACCGGCAUUUCUAAAGGUCAAGGGCCUCGUGAAGCAGCACAUCGACUCGUUCAACUACUUUGUCGACGUCGACAUCAAGAACAUCCUCAAAGCGAACAACAAAGUCACCUCGGACGUCGAUCCCCGCUUCUGGCUCAAGUACACCGACAUCGUCGUCGGCUUCCCCGACCGGACCGACGCAGAUGCCGUCGACAAGAGCGUCACCCCGCACGAGUGCCGCCUGCGCGACACGACGUACGGCGCCCCCAUCCUCGUCACGAUCCAGUAUACGCGGGGGAAGAGCGUCGUGCGGCGUGCAAACGUGAACAUCGGGCGGCUGCCCAUUAUGCUCAGGAGCAACAAGUGCGUCUUGACGGGGAGGAACGAGGCGCAGCUUGCGCGCAUGACGGAGUGUCCCCUCGAUCCAGGGGGGUACUUCAUCGUAAAAGGCACGGAGAAGGUCAUCCUCGUCCAAGAGCAGCUAAGCAAAAAUCGCAUCAUCGUCGAGGUUGACCCCACAAAAGGCAUCGUCCAGGCGUCCUGCACGUCAUCUACGCACGGGGGGCUCAAGUCCAAGACUUACGUCGCGACGAAGAAGGGCAAAAUAUACCUCCGUCACAACUCUAUUCACGAAGACGUGCCCAUCGUGAUCGCGCUCAAGGCUCUCGGCAUCCAGUCGGACAAGGAGAUCCUUCUGCUCACCGCCGGGAACCACGAGGCAUACAAAUCAGCGUUCUCUCCGAACCUUGAGGAGGCCGCUAAGCUCGGCAUCCUCACCCGUCACCAGGCUCUAGAGUACAUCGGAUCUCGCGUAAAAGUGAAUCGGAGGGUAGUGGGCCCGAGGAGGCCCGCUUGGGAGGAGGCGCUGGAAGCGCUUGCGACCAUCGUCCUGGCGCAUGUGCCGGUGCAAGGCCUCGACUUCCGAUCAAAGGCCAUCUUUGUCGCCACGAUGACUCGGCGGGUGCUUAUGGCAAUGGACGACGAGAAGAUGGUGGACGAUAGGGACUACGUGGGGAACAAGCGUCUCGAGCUGGCGGGGCAGCUGCUCGCGCUGCUGUUCGAGGAUCUGUUCAAGACGUUCAACACGAACCUCAAAUCUGCGAUCGACAAGGUCCUGAAGAAGCCGUCGCGCACGAGCGAAUUCGACGCGUUCAACACGAUGCAGUUCCAGGGCGACCACAUCACGUCUGGGUUUGUGCGCGCCAUCUCGACGGGCAAUUGGUCGCUGAAACGGUUCAAGAUGGACCGCGCGGGCGUUACGCACGUUCUCAGCCGCCUCUCGUUCAUUUCCGCCCUCGGUAUGAUGACGCGGAUCUCAUCGCAGUUUGAGAAGACGCGCAAGGUCAGCGGACCGCGUGCCCUGCAACCGAGCCAGUGGGGGAUGCUGUGUCCCAGCGAUACGCCCGAAGGCGAGGCCUGCGGGCUGGUGAAGAAUCUGGCGUUGAUGACGCACAUUACCACCGACGUGGAUGAAGAGCCGAUCAUCAGGAUAGCGUUCAUGCUCGGCGUCGAGGGCGCGUAUUUCUUCUGCAUCUGUGCUGGCCAUAUCAGCUUGGUCACCGGGGCCGAAAUAUACGGCCCCGGGACGUUCGUCGUCAACGUGAACGGGACCAUCAUCGGGCUGACUCGCUACCCCGCCCGUUUCGUCAGUAACUUCCGCAAGCUGCGCCGGGCGGGGCGCUUCAGCGAGUUUGUCAGCGUUUACAUCAACCAUCAUCACCGGACCGUGCUCAUUGCCAGCGACGGCGGGCGGAUCUGCCGGCCUAUGAUUAUUGUCGAGAACGGGAGGCCUAGAGUUGCAUCUGACCACAUCUUGCAACUCAAAAAGGGCCUGCUGAUGUUUGACGACUUUUUACGAAAGGGGCUAGUCGAGUACCUCGACGUAAACGAAGAGAAUGACUCGUACAUAGCGCUCUAUGAAGCCGACAUUGUUCCAAGCACCACACACCUGGAGAUUGAGCCGUUCACGCUGCUCGGUGCGGUCGCCGGCCUGAUUCCGUACCCGCACCAUAACCAGUCCCCCCGAAACACGUACCAGUGCGCGAUGGGCAAGCAGGCGAUCGGCGCCAUCGGGUACAAUCAGCUGAACAGAAUCGACACGCUGCUGUAUCUCUCCGUCUACCCGCAGCAGCCCAUGGUGAAGACCAAAACGAUCGAGCUGAUUGGCUACGACCGGCUGCCCGCGGGGCAGAACGCGACGGUGGCCGUGAUGAGUUACUCGGGCUACGACAUUGAGGACGCACUCAUCCAAAAUAAGGCCAGUUUGGACCGUGGCUAUGGCCGGUGCCAGGUGUUGCGGAAGAACGCGACGCUCAUCCGCAAGUAUCCCAACGGGACGUUUGACCGGCUGGCGGAUGCGCCGGUGGACGAGAGCGGGCAGACGCAGAAGAAGUACGACAUCAUCCAGCUGGACGGGCUGGCGGGCGUCGGGGAGCGCGUGGACCCGGGCGACGUGUACAUCAACAAGCAGACGCCGACGAACGCGAACGACAACACGUUCACGGGGCAGGCGGCGACGGUGCCGUACAAGAACGCGCCGAUGACGUACAAGUCGCCCGUGGCGGGGUACAUCGACAAGGUGAUGGUGAGCGACACGGAGAACGACCAGACGCUGAUCAAGGUGCUCAUCCGCCAAACGCGCCGCCCGGAGCUCGGCGACAAGUUCUCGUCGCGGCACGGGCAGAAGGGCGUGUGCGGGCUGAUCGUGAACCAGGAGGACAUGCCGUUCAACGACCAGGGCGUCGUCCCCGACACGAUCAUGAACCCGCACGGGUUCCCCUCGCGGAUGACGGUCGGGAAGAUGAUCGAGCUGCUUGCAGGCAAGGCCGGCGUGCUCGCGGGGAAGCUGCAGUACGGCACCGCGUUCGGCGGCUCCAAGGUCGAGGACAUGUCGCGGAUCCUGAUCGAGCACGGGUUCAGCUACGCGGGCAAGGACAUGCUCACGAGCGGGAUCACGGGCGAGCCGAUGGAGGCGUACGUGUACUUUGGGCCGAUAUACUACCAGAAAUUGAGUGCGCCCGUCUGCGUUGUAGCACAUGGUGAUGGACAAGAUGCACGCGCGCGCGAGGUGAGCGACGCGGUUGUUUCUUCUAAACAAAAACUCUCUGCGGGCCCGCGGGCGACGCUGACGCGGCAGCCGACAGAGGGGCGGUCGCGCGAGGGGGGGCUGCGGCUGGGGGAGAUGGAGCGGGACUGCUUGAUCGGGUACGGUGCGACGCAGCUGUUGCUGGAGCGGCUGAUGAUCUCGUCGGACAAGUUUGAGGUGAACGCGUGCGAGGAGUGCGGGCUGCUGGGGUACAACGGGUGGUGCCCGUUCUGCAAGAGCUCGAAGCGGAUGGCGCAGCUGACGAUCCCGUACGCGGCGAAGCUGCUGUUCCAGGAGGCGAGUCGCGCCCGUUCUGUGUGCCUCAUGGCGAUGAACGUCGUCCCGCGGCUGGUGCUCGACGACGCGUGA